Messenger RNA from Phragmites australis (common reed), 1669 nucleotides. RefSeq names its product homeobox-leucine zipper protein HOX23-like. Gene Ontology annotation, molecular function: sequence-specific DNA binding; DNA-binding transcription factor activity, RNA polymerase II-specific. The record is from RefSeq and is a predicted model, not a curated record. The coding region runs from base 78 to 1121 and encodes 347 amino acids. The transcript has 2 exons. Gene Ontology annotation, biological process: positive regulation of DNA-templated transcription. NCBI's taxonomy places the organism in Eukaryota, Viridiplantae, Streptophyta, Magnoliopsida, Poales, Poaceae. Gene Ontology annotation, cellular component: nucleus.
AACCAACCUACUUCUUUCUCUCUCCUCUCUCUUAUUGAUAAAACUCCCCCAACCCCAAUGCUCCUCUCGCUCCUGUGAUGAAGCCAAUGGCCACCAAUGGCAUGCCGCCCUCCUUCUUCCCCGCAAACUUCCUCCUCCAAAUGCAGCAGCCCUUCCCUCACCACCACCCCCAGCAGCAGCAAGAGCACCAUCACGAUGACCACGAGCUCCAUCUCCUGGCUCCCCCUCCUCCCUCCCUCAACGCCUUCCUCCACGACUUCGGCGGCGCCAUGGCAGCGCCGCCCCCGCCAAUGCUGGCCGGCGGCAUCGGCAAGCCGCCCAUGUACCUUUCCGACGGCGUGGACGACGACGACCUCCACCACGCCCCGGGGACGGACGGCGCGCACCUGCAGGGGCAGGACGGGGCGGCGUCCGACGACGACGACGAGGGGUCCGCCGCGGCGGGCGGCGGGUGCGGCGGGGAGCGGAAGCGCCGCCUGAGCGUGGAGCAGGUGCGUACACUGGAGCGGAGCUUCGAGGUGGCGAACAAGCUGGAGCCGGAGCGGAAGGCGCAGCUGGCGCGCGCGCUAGGGCUGCAGCCCCGGCAGGUAGCCAUCUGGUUCCAGAACCGGCGCGCGCGCUGGAAGACGAAGCAGCUGGAGAAGGACUACGACGCGCUCCGCCGCCAGUUCGACGCCGCGCGCGCCGAGAACGACGCGCUCCUCGCCCACAACAAGAAGCUCCACGCCGAGAUCAUGGCGCUCAAGGGAGGAGGGAGGCAGGAGGCGGCGUCGGAGCUGAUCAACCUCAACGUCAAGGAGACGGAGGCAUCCUGCAGCAACCGCAGCGAGAACAGCUCCGAGAUCAACCUCGACAUCUCCAGGCCUGCGCCGGCGCCGGCGCCCGCCGCGGAUGAGAGCCACAACCACCGCGGUCUCCCGUUCUACGCCUCCGCCGUCGACCAGCUCCUGCAGCACGGCCACCCGUCCCAGCCCAAGGUGGAGCUCGGGCACGGCACCACGGCUGCGGACACGGCCGCGACGGCGGGUGGCAGCUUCGGCAGCCUGCUGUGCGGCACCGUCGUCGACGAGCAGCCACCGGCGUUCUGGCCAUGGGCCGACGGCCACCACAACUUCCACUGAUCGCGUCCGCAAGAAUCAAUACAAUGCGAUGCACGUUAUGUAUGAUCAGACAUUCAGAGUGAACGAUCACUGAGUCCGGAGGAGAUCAGUGGCACUAUGAGGAAUUCUUGAACAAAUUAAAGAUUGCGAUUACUUAAAUUUGCGCAUGAUUGAUUGAUCAGAGACUCGAUCGAGAACCAUUUGAGUUGAAAUCAGGAUUGAAUGGGAGUAAGUCACGAGUGAUUAGGGUUGGAUGGAUCGGUGUAGGUAGAUUUUGGAGUUGACUAGUGAUUAAGUUUUUUUUUUAUUUUUACCUCAAUCCUUUUUUUUGCUGUUUUAUAAUCAUAUAUAAAGGAUUACAUUUGUGAUCGAUUAUUAUGUAUAGGAUUAUGAUAGUAUCACUGGACUCUUGUGGAGUAGGAGCAGUACGGUGGUGUGCGGUUGGUGUUUGGCAUGUGGACCUCACCUGCUUAGAGCCUACGAAACAGACAGCUUGUACAGACAGACUGUUGUGCUAGCUGUGCCCAUUUGAUCUUUUUUUAAGAUAAAAGAAAAGGUGUCGGUCUCUC